Spodoptera frugiperda (fall armyworm) is the source of this 4345-nucleotide messenger RNA. RefSeq lists its product as uncharacterized. Lineage: Eukaryota; Metazoa; Arthropoda; Insecta; Lepidoptera; Noctuidae. The record is from RefSeq and is a predicted model, not a curated record.
AUGGAUUUAAAUCAAACACCACCAACAGAAGAGGAGGAGAGGGCAGGUGAGCUCAGCUCGCCUGCAGCUGCAGCGGAGCUGCAUGCAGAAAGCGGCGAAAAUCGCUCGCGUAGGACGUCUUCCACCAGGAAGCGUCCAGUUAAUAAGUCAUCCGACGAGGAAGGCCUGCCGGCUCCUAAGUUGCCGACCUCGAGGAGGGGACGACGGCAAACAAGAGAGGCGAGUGCUUCGCAGCCGCGGAGGGAUAGGCACGGGCGUUUCGUGCGCUCCGAUACCCCGGCGGCUAGCGAGGUAGAGAGUGACAUUGGGGUCACUAUAGAGGACCCAUGUGAUGGCGGUGAAAGCACUGCCUCACUGGGGAGCUCAAAGGCGGAUCUCAAUGCCGCCAAAAGGGAGCAGCGCAAAGCCGUCGCGGCCGACGAAGUGUCGGAAAUGGUUGCCACCAAGUCCGGCAGCCUGAAGGGCACAUUCACCCGUGGGUUAAAAGAGGCUGCCGCAGAUAUCAAGGAGGCGGUUGCCCUCCUCCUCAAUAGGACGACCUCUGACGAGGUCGCCAAGUUACGGGAGGAAAACAGUCGCCUCCGUAACGACCUUGACGACCUUCGGCGGCAAGUCGCUGAGUUAAGCUCUCAGCAGCGACCCGCGGCUGAUGAUGCCGUACCUGCUCCUGCACCGCCGCCGCAACCCAAUAGCCUUCGCACCGACGAAGAGGUCGAGCGCAUUGUCCGGCUCUGCAUGCUCCAGUGCGGGAGCAUGGUCAAUGCUCGGCUGGAAGCGAUCUCUCGUCGUCUUCCAGCCGAAACCCUCCGCCCUCCUCUAGCCGCCGAUGCGCGGAGGACUGAGGAGCGGCCGAGACCAGGGCCUCCAGUAGAGAAGCCGGCGGAAGGAGCCCCUCUGCGCGGCCAGCCCACGUCUGCCGGGUCCAAGGGCGAGACUUGGGCGAAAGUCGUGGGCCGCAAGAAAGCCCGCAAGGCCGUCAAAAAGGCCGCAGCAGCCGCACGCGUCCCCGGUAGGACCGCUAAAGCGGCUGCGCAGCCUGCACAGCAGACUACCAGAGGCGGACGCAAAGGACCAAAGAUACGUGCCCCGCGCUCCGAGGCUGUUACGCUUACGCUACAGCCGGGGGCCGCGGAGCGUGGCGUAACGUACCAGUCUGUCAUUGCCGAGGCCAAGGCCAAGAUCAAACUACCCGAUCUUGGCCUCGAGUCCGUCACCCUCAGACAGGCUGCCACGGGUGCGCGGCUGUUCAAGGUGCCAGGUGCUGUAAGCGACAGUGCCAAAAAGGCGGACGCUCUGGCCGCCAAAAUUAGGGAGGUCCUCAAUCCGGAGGACGUCCGGGUCUCCAGGCCAAUGAAAACCGCAGAGCUGCGGAUUGCUGGUUUGGACGACUCCGUGACCACCGAGGAGGUGGUGGCGGCCGCUGCCCGAAGUGGUGAGUGUCCGCCAGACAAUGUGCGGGCCGGCGAUAUACGCGCUGACGCCUCUGGACUCGGCGUGGUCUGGAUUCGGUGCCCCGUGGCGUCAGCGAAGAAAAUCGCUGAAAGUGGCAGGUUGCUGAUUGGCUGGGUUGCAGCGCGGGUAAAACUGCUGCAGCCCCGGGCUCUGCAGUGCUUCCGGUGCCUGGAGAAGGGGCACGUCCGGGGAAACCGGCGGGACACAAAGUGGGCGGAGGGGCCUGUGGUGCACCCGCCACCAACAAGGCCCAAACGAGCCGACAAACGUGUCGCUGUGGAGGUGGAGACGCUAUCGGACCACCGAUACAUCCGGUUCGACGUCUCUGCCCGGACCGCGAGCGGCCGCCAAUCAACAGCCCCGAUUAACGACGGCCCGCGCUGGGCGCUCAAGCGCAUCGACAGGGAAAUACUCGAAGAAGCUGCCUUAGUCCAGUCCUGGAACUGGGAGUCGACGACGACCGGCCCCGUCGACGUCGAGGCGAUGGCACUGCGAUUUCGCGGGGCGAUGACGCAAAUUUGUGACGCGUCCAUGCCCCGCGUCCGCCCACAGUCCGCAAGGCGCCAGGUGUACUGGUGGACGGACGAGAUCGCGCAAUUGCGCGUAGCGUGUGUCGCGGUUCGCCGCCGGUACACCCGAUACCGGAGACGACGACGACGGGAUCCCGUCGAGGAGGACGCGCUGUACCAAGCGUACCGCACGUCCAAGGAGACUCUGUGGCGGGCCAUCGCCGACUCAAAGUCGCGUGCCAGGGAGGAGCUGCUUGGGUCCCUAGAUAGGGAUCCGUGGGGACGCCCCUACCGCUGGGUACGGGGCAAGUUGCGUCCAUGGGCACCCCCACUAACCCAAAGCAUGGAUCCACAGUUGUUGGAGGCGGUGGUAUCGGCUCUCUUCCCUGAGCGAGCUGAGUACGUUCCCCCGGCGAUGGCUCCGCCCUCAGCCACAGACUCUCCAGCAGAGGAGAGCACCGACGUCCCCGAGGUGACGCAAGCAGAGAUGAGAGCGGCCGUGUUGCGACUCCGGGCAAAGAACACGGCGCCCGGACCCGACGGAGUUCCUGGACGUGCUCUCGUCCUUGCUCUGAAGGAGCUAGAGCCCCAGCUGAGAGGGAUCUUCACAGCAUGUCUCGGGCAGGGUCAGUUUCCCAGUGUGUGGAAGGAGGGGAAGCUGGUUCUGCUGAGGAAGGAGGGGCGCCCAGCGGACUCGCCGUCCGCGUACCGGCCCAUAGUGCUGCUCGACGAGGCGGGCAAACUUUUCGAGCGCAUUAUCGCGAAUCGCCUCGUCAGCCACUUGUGCAGAGAGGGGCCGAACCUGGACGACAAUCAGUUCGGGUUUCGUCAGGGGCGCUCCACCAUAGACGCCAUCAUGCGCGUGAGGACCCUGGCGGAGGAGACGGUGUCCCAGGGUGGGGUGGUGCUGGCGGUGUCUCUCGACAUCUCCAACGCAUUUAACACCCUACCCUGGAGUUGUAUUAGGGAGGCACUAAGUUACCAUCGCGUGCCUUCCUACCUCCGCCGCACAGUAGGGGCUUUCCUAGAGGGUAGAUGCGUCAUAUAUCGGGGACGUGACGAUGCAGGUCGGCACCUCGUAUCUUGCGGUGUUCCACAGGGAUCGGUCUUGGGACCGCUCCUGUGGAACAUCGGCUAUGACUGGGUGUUGCGAGGCGAACUCCCGCCGGGCGCUGACUUGACGUGCUAUGCGGAUGACACGCUAGUGACUGCCCGGGGCUCGCACAGGGAAGCGACGUUGAAAGCUACGGCUGCGGUGUCACAGGUGGUGAAUCGCAUCCGGCGCCUGGGCCUGGAGGUGGCCCUGAACAAGUCGGAGGCCAUGGUGUUUCAUGGCCCCCGGCGUGCGCCGGCGCCGGGAUCGCACAUCGUGGUCAGCGGGGCCCGCAUAGCUGUCGAGUCUACCAUGAAAUACCUGGGAUUGGUGCUCGACAGCCGAUGGGAAUUCGGGCCUCACUUCCGGCGACUGGCGCCCAAGCUGAUGGGCGCUGCGGGCGCGCUUUCAACGUUGCUUCCCAACUUGGGGGGCCCGAGCGCCGCCUGUAGGCGGUUGUACGUGGGAAUCGUGCGAUCCAUGGCCCUGUAUGGGGCCCCUGUUUGGGCAAUGGACCUGACGGCCAACACCCUCGCCAUUCUGCGUAAACCGCAGAGGGCGAUGGCCGUCAGAGUCGUCCGCGGGUAUCGCACGAUUUCCUACGAGGCGGCUUGCGUUCUGGCCGGAUCCCCGCCCUGGGACCUAGAGGCGAAAGUACUCGCGUCAUUGUAUCGAUGGCGCGAGGAAGAGCGCGCACGGGGCUCGACGCCGAUUCAGCGGCAGAUCGAGCGACGCCGAGAAGAGCUCCGUCAGAUCUUGGUGGCGGAAUGGCGGCAAAGGCUUCUGCGCCCUACCGCCGGCCUCGCUACCGUCGAGGCGAUCCGGCCAGUACUCGACGACUGGCUCGGGAGGAAGCACGGCUCCCUGUCGUUCAGGGUGACGCAGGUGCUAUCUGGGCACGGAUGCUUCGGCAAGUACCUGUGCCGCAUAGACAGGGAGCCGGACGCUCGGUGCCACCACUGCGUCCAUUGCGGGGAGGACACGGCGCAACACACGCUCGCCGAGUGUAUAGCUUGGGAGGAGCAGCGCCGUGCCCUCACAAACGAAAUAGGAGGCGAUCUGUCGCUGCCGGCCGUCGUACGCAAGAUGGUCGACAGCGCGGAGUCGUGGGACGCGGUGGUGUCCUUCUGCGAGGACGUGAUGUCGCAGAAGGAAACUGCGGAGCGGGAGAGGGAGAUCACGACUCCCCUCCCCGCCCGCAGUAGGCGCACCGGGCGCAGGAGAAGGGCGGACAACGCCCUCUUCCAGCCCCCAUGAAUGGGUCCAGGGGCGCGGGACUUGGGGAAGUCCC